Molecule: messenger RNA, 1182 nt
Organism: Colletotrichum truncatum
Lineage: Eukaryota; Fungi; Ascomycota; Sordariomycetes; Glomerellales; Glomerellaceae
Source: RefSeq, a predicted model, not a curated record
AUGGUCGACCUUGAUUUGCCGGAAACCCCAGUCCCCGUCUGGCUAGACUGUGACCCUGGCCACGAUGAUACUUUCGCAAUUCUCCUAGCUGCCUAUCACCCCACAAUCAAGUUGUUGGGCGUCUCAACUGUUUUCGGAAAUGCUCCCCUUGAAAAAACAACUGCCAACGCCUCCUCCAUUCUUACAGCAAUUGGCAAGCACAAUGACGUUCCCGUCUAUGUCGGCGCCGCCAAGCCCAUGGCGCGCCCUCCAAUGCAGGCAGCCACCGACAUUCACGGAGAAUCUGGCCUCGACGGCACCGACCUGCUUCCGCAACCGUUGAAGGAGGCGGACCGCACUACCCCGGCCGUUGACGCCAUGGCCGCUGCCCUCUCCGCCCAGGCUCCGGGCACCGCCUGGCUCGUCGCUACGGGGUCCCUGACCAACGUCGCACAGCUCUUCCAGAAACGCCCUGAGCUGGUGUCCCAUAUCAAGGGACUGAGCAUCAUGGGCGGCGCCAUCGGCGAUGGCUUCACCGACAUCGUCAUGGGCAAGGUCGACGGCGUCGCGCGCGUCGGUAACUGGACGCCCUGGGCCGAGUUCAACAUCAUCAUCGACCCCGAGGCUGCUGCCAGUGUCUUCCACAACAAGGCCCUCGCCGCCAAGACGACGCUUGUGCCGCUUGAUUUGUCGCAUCAGGUUCUUGCCACAGAGGAGGUGAGGGACCUGCUCCUCUACGGUAAGAACGGUGGUGAGAAGACGGGCAGAGGCAAGACGACGCUGCGGCAAAUGCUUGUUGAGCUUCUCAUGUUCUUUGCCAAAACAUACAGUGACGUCUUUGGCAUCACCGCCGGCCCGCCCCUUCACGACCCUCUGGCCGUGGCCGCCGUGCUCACGGGUACCAAGCAUGAGAUCCCCUUUUACGACUUUGACGCCAAGAAGGGUAAGUGCGUGAAAUACCACGAGCGCUUCGAGUUGACCGUCAUCACGGAGGGCUCGCUCGAGGAGGCCAAGGAGGGUAAGGCACAGCUUGGCCGGACAGUCGCCAAGUUGCUGGAGCCGGGUAGCGAGGGUGUGAGGAUACCCCGCGGCCUCGACAUUCCCAUGUUCUGGAAGGUUAUCGAGGAGUGCACGGAGAGGGCGGACCGGGUCAAUGCUGGUGAGGUGACGGGGUUGAAGGAGAAUGGCACUCUGGAGAACUGA